Messenger RNA from Eutrema salsugineum, 1209 nucleotides. RefSeq names its product GLABROUS1 enhancer-binding protein. The transcript has 5 exons. Bases 202 to 984 code for a protein of 260 amino acids. Gene Ontology annotation, biological process: regulation of DNA-templated transcription. Gene Ontology annotation, cellular component: nucleus. NCBI's taxonomy places the organism in Eukaryota, Viridiplantae, Streptophyta, Magnoliopsida, Brassicales, Brassicaceae. The record is from RefSeq and is a predicted model, not a curated record.
AAAAAGCCUCAUUUUGCCAGUGCUCACUGCUUUAGAAAGAAAAACCUCGGUUUCUCCUCCUCUUCUCUUUCGUCUCCACAAGUUGCUGGAGUCUGAAAUUUGGAGAUCAGUGCUUUUGAAAGAGAAGCCUCUUCUUCUCUUUUCUCUGCACGAGUCGCUCGCUCGAGUUUGGAAUUUGGAGAUUUAGGUAGGAUUGUGACCAUGGCGAAGCCGAAGCAGCUCGAUUUCUCUGACGACAACUCUCCCUCCACACGAAAAUCCCCGCGGAAACGUGCCUCAAAUCCCAGUCCUGCUUCCGAGACGACGAAGAAGAAGAAGAAGAAGAAGAAGACUAAGAAAUCAGCUCCGCCUGUGAGCAACAGAAUCUGGAACGAGGAAGAUGAGCUCACUGUGUUAAAGGGAUUAGUGGAUUAUCUAGAUAAGGAAGGAGUCCAACCCAACAGUGACUGGGAUGCCUUUUAUCAUUUCCUUGGAGAUUCCAUUGCUGAAAAAUUCUCCAAGCAGCAGCUGUUGAGUAAGAUAAGGAAGCUGAAAAAGAAAUUCCUUCUUCACAUGGAAAAAACCAGUCAAGGAGACGAUAUGCUUUGUGAUUCAGAAGCCAUUCGACUUUCGAGAAUGAUAUGGGGCCAAAAUGGUUCUGAAUCAGCUAAUAAUCAGAGCAAGAGUUUUAAUCAGGAUGAGGCACUUAAGGACAAUGACCAAGUGGCUAAUGCUGAAGCUAAUGAGAAUGUGGCAGCGCUUGGUGACAAGAAUACUGAUGUGGAUGAGUCAGGUACUUUGCGAGAUGCAUUUGAGAGCAUUAUGUCUCGAUGGUUAAGUGAUCAUCAAAAGAAGGUACAACUCGAGAAUCUGAUGAACCUUGAAGCUGGAAAAAGAAAGGAGUUGAGUGAUGAAUGGAAAGAGUUAUGUGCUGAGGAAGCGAGAUUGAACAUCAAGAAGUUCAAAUAUUCCGCAAAGUUUGCCGAGGCAGCAGCAAAACGAUGAACCAAAGAAAGAUGUGCGGAGGAUGCUUUUGUAUUUAGCGUACUUGGGUGUUUGAUAGAAGCAGUAGUGUUUCUGUUGCGUUUAAGGAGAGUAGGAAUAGCUCUAUGAUCAAGUUCCUCUGUUUUUCUUGUGUGUAAUCUAACGUUAUCAUCUACAAAAUAUUAGUAUCUACAAUCUGAUGGUAUUAGUGGUUUAUGGCAUUUCUGGAAUGAGCUUAGUUUCUUC